Doryrhamphus excisus (bluestripe pipefish) is the source of this 1150-nucleotide messenger RNA. Its product is annotated as GTPase KRas. Gene Ontology annotation, molecular function: GTPase activity; GTP binding. The record is from RefSeq and is a predicted model, not a curated record. Gene Ontology annotation, biological process: signal transduction. Lineage: Eukaryota; Metazoa; Chordata; Actinopteri; Syngnathiformes; Syngnathidae. Gene Ontology annotation, cellular component: membrane.
GGUUUGAGGAGGGGAUUAACGCAAUGAUUUGGACCGCUUGAAGCGCAAUGGAGGUUUAAUGAGGAUUUUUAUAAAUUCCGGCUUUUAUUUAUUCACAACUUUUAGCUAGUUAAGGUACAGAAGUUUUUGUAACUGUCGACGUCUUUUAUAUUCAGUUGGAGCCAAAAAGAAGCCUCGACGACUUUUCUCAAAGUGUUUCUUCGUGUGGUUUUGGGGAAGGAAAUAGUCCAGAGGCUAAAGCUAUGUAGCAAGCUAAUCUCAUACAUUUGCUAGUGACCUGCUAAUCAAUUUAGACGCUAUUAAAGUUUGCAGGCAUGACGGAGUACAAGCUUGUUGUGGUGGGUGCAGGAGGCGUGGGCAAGAGUGCUCUAACCAUCCAACUCAUCCAGAACCACUUUGUGGACGAAUAUGAUCCAACCAUUGAGGACUCCUACAGGAAGCAGGUGGUGAUCGACGGAGAGACGUGUCUGUUGGACAUCCUGGACACGGCAGGUCAGGAGGAGUACAGCGCCAUGAGGGACCAGUACAUGAGGACGGGGGAGGGCUUCCUCUGCGUGUACGCCAUCAACAACACCAAAUCCUUUGAAGAUGUUCACCUCUAUAGAGAGCAGAUCAACAGGGUGAAGGACAGCGACAGUGUCCCCAUGGUGCUGGUGGGCAACAAGAGCGACCUGAGCUCGCGCUCGGUGGAGACGCGACAAGCGCAGGAACUGGCCCGAAGUUACGGCGUGCCCUUUGUGGAGACCUCAGCCAAAACCAGACAGGGCGUGGAGGAAGCGUUCUACUCACUAGUACGGGAGAUCAGAAGAUACAAGGAGACCAACCGCAGCAACAAGAAGAGCAAGAAGAACACUCAGAGACGUUGUAUGAUACUAUAGCAGCACACGCAUACACACACACACACACACACACACACACACACACAAACCAAGCCCCUCCCUUAUGUCAGGUAGGUAACACCACCUCCAAUGUAUUUGUCCAUUUAAUGUGAACUUUUAUUUUUUUUUGAAGACCACUUUUCUUGUAACUAGCAGCAUUCGAUUAUUAUUUUUUAUUUUGGCAAAAAAACAAAAACAUUUGUUGCUACAGUAAGUGGCGUGUUGCCGCACUUUGCACUGAUGACUCAUUCAGACUAAAUGGUAAAAGGCUG